AUAGGAAAGUCAUUAUCAACUAAAUAUUGGAAGCAAAAUGACUUUCUGGUUUUGGAAUCUGUGUAGUUUGAAUAUAAGCUUUCCUGAGAGGUAGAUAGUGGAUAGGAUUAUGUGCCGGGCUUGAUCAUUCAAAAUGCCGAAUACUUCGUCUCAUCAAUCUUCCCAUCUACCAAAUAUUAUAUGUAUCGAAAGUCUUAUUCAAUAUUUGGACGAUGGUGGAGAUGUGAAUCAGACAGAUGAAAUGGGAAACACCCUACUCCACGUGACUAUAUUCCACAACAAAGCAGAGAAGAAGAAGAAUGAAGAAAUUAUAGAAGUAUUGUUAGGAAGGGGGGCAAAUCCGAAUUUAGAGAACAAAUUUGGCGAAACACCAUUGUAUGUGGCGAUAUGGCACUCUAAUAAUAGUGCAGUAGCGAAUCUCCUCAAAGCUGGAGCUGAACUUGUCUUUCAGAGAGAAAACGCCCUACACCUAGCAGCAGAAGUGGGAUACGUUCCAAAUGUUGAAUUACUCUUGGCUAGUUCACAAUUUCAAAGCAACACGAGCCUCGUGAAUACCUUGGAUUACGACGGAUAUAGCCCUGCAUAUAGAGCUGCCUUAACGGGUCAUAAAUUUUCCCUGAAACUUUUGGCUUUGGCCGGUGCGGAUCUUUCCUUCAAAAUUAAGGAUCGCACCAUAAUGGAAGUAAUCUUCGAUGAAAUCACCAGACCUGAGGACUGGUUCGUGGACCUUCUAGAUGAGGGUAUAACAUGUGAAGUCGAUGCUCAAACACAUUCCUAUGUGGUUGAUCUGAAGGUUCUGGCACCAAAUACAAAUGAAAGACAACUAGAAGUUCUAGUAGACCUCAUUGGUGCUGCAAACUUACAAGAAGAAAACGUAGUACUUCAACAUCCCUUGAUAGAAUUUUUACUCAUAUUGAAAUGGGCCAAACUAUGCUAUUUUUACUAUUACGUCCUUUGCACUUAUACGAUUUUCGCCUUAUCUUUAUCACUUUAUGGUUCAUCGCUUAACAAGAUGAUUGGAGGAUGCGAUGAAUGUGAUGAAGCUAGUUUUCAUUUUGGUAUUACGAUGUACAGAGGAAUGGCUAUCGUUUCAGGAUUCUUGAUUUUUUGUCAUGUCGCUCUACAGUCUUUAUUGAACCCAAAGAAAUUUCUCAAGUUCGACAAUUUACUCACUGCGAUAUCACUGAUUGCCGCUAUAGUUGUUGCAGUGGUUGGAGAAAACUUUGGUCAUUUGAGAGAGUCAGACGCACCAGAUUGGGUUCUUCAAGUAAUUAGUGUUCUCCUUCUAUUUCUAUGGAUGGAGUUGAUGAGUCUACUAGGAAGAUUACCAGUGUUAGGCUACUAUGCCAUCAUGUUCACCACUGUAUUGAAAAAUGUGCUGAAAGUACUGUCAAUCUUCAUCUGUCUACUUCUUGGGUUCGCUUUGAGCUUCAGCAUCCAGUUCCAUAAUUCUCCUGAAUUUUCCAAUCCUUGGAAAGCACUGGUGAAAACAACCGUGAUGAUGGCGGGUGAAUUCGAAUAUUCCGACCUGUAUUCUAACACUGAUUCGGACAACAUUUACGCCCUUAUACUCUCUAGGUUUCUCUUUCUGAUGUUCAUAGUACUCAACAGUAUCGUCCUCAUGAACUUGAUGAUAGCUUUAGCUGCCAGUGACAUACAAACUCUACAAGUGCAAAGUCAUGCAAGGAAGAUGAAAAAGCAAGCCUAUUUCUUGUACCAUAUGGAAAAAUUACUGCUCUGCAAACAACUUACUGCCAGUUAUGUUCCAAGCUUAAUUGCUAGAUUCCUACGAUCCAGAAGACGUGUCAAAACGAGAUAUGAGUUCACUAAAUCUAUGAGACACUCAAGAUAUCUUCCAACUACACUUAUAGAGCAUAUCAAGAGGAUUGGCAAGGAGCACAAAAAGGUACUUUCCUGAAACUCAAACCAAAUUCAUAAUAGAUAUAAGUACAUGCUCUAAAUAUUUUGUGCAAUAAAAUGUUCGACUAUUAGGCUUA
Molecule: messenger RNA, 1997 nt
Organism: Coccinella septempunctata (seven-spotted ladybird)
Lineage: Eukaryota; Metazoa; Arthropoda; Insecta; Coleoptera; Coccinellidae
Product: transient receptor potential channel pyrexia-like
Exons: 10
Coding region: 134-1918 (594 amino acids)
Biological process (GO): transmembrane transport; monoatomic ion transport
Cellular component (GO): membrane
Molecular function (GO): protein binding; monoatomic ion channel activity
Source: RefSeq, a predicted model, not a curated record